UUGGUAUAAAAAAAAUAUUGAAAAAACGGGUACAACCUGGGAAUUUUACAUUGGUCACGAACGACAUAUAGUUACAAACCAUAUCAAUGAUAUUAAGAACUUUUCCAAACCAUCCAAGUCACGUUUUAGACCAACUUAUAUUCCUACAUUUGAAAGAUUAGGUCUAAAUCAUGGAAUAAUAUUUACUACUGAUUACAAUUUAUGGCAUCAAAGGCGACAAUUAGUGAUUCGUGCAUUGAUGUCAACCAAAUUUCUACGAGGAUUUGUUAUUUGUGUUCAAGACCUUUUCAAAGAAUCUGAGGAUAGAUGGAAAAUAAAUAUAAAAAACGGAAAAGAAUUUGAUUUUUGUCAAUGGAUGAAAUGCUUCAUAAUGGAAGUUGCGACUCUUCAAACCACCAAACAACGUACUUAUUAUGUAGCUUCACUUGAAACAAAUAAUAAAUUAGUUCAAUCCGAAGACAUCAAAAAAUCAUUCAAAUUUGCUAAAGCUACGAAAGAAUUUUUUAAAUCAUUGGGAUUUUUUGUAUUUUUACCUCCUUUUAUUCUAGAUUAUAUACCAGGUUUUAGAUAUUUUAGAGAGUGCUGCGAACGUAAUAUAAACUUAAUUAAUGAUAUUGUGAUCAAUAUUAUUAAUAAAAGAAAAAAAGAGAUUGAAGAAGGUGCUGAAUUAGACUCGA
This is a messenger RNA of Cetraspora pellucida, 677 nucleotides long. NCBI's taxonomy places the organism in Eukaryota, Fungi, Glomeromycota, Glomeromycetes, Diversisporales, Gigasporaceae. The record is from the annotation of a GenBank genome assembly.